UUAAAGUUUUAAUAGUAGAUAAAGCCAUAGAAUUCCAAGAUAAUGUUAUAGAAUUAAUGAAUAAAUAUGGUAUUCAAAUUCAAAUAGCAAAUUCUAAAGAGUCUAUGGAUAUUGUUGAGAGAUUUAAUUGUACACUUCAAGAAUGGGCAUUCUUUAUUCAAGAUA
Molecule: messenger RNA, 165 nt
Organism: Dentiscutata heterogama
Lineage: Eukaryota; Fungi; Glomeromycota; Glomeromycetes; Diversisporales; Gigasporaceae
Source: the annotation of a GenBank genome assembly